Molecule: messenger RNA, 4728 nt
Organism: Orussus abietinus
Lineage: Eukaryota; Metazoa; Arthropoda; Insecta; Hymenoptera; Orussidae
Gene: tral
Product: protein LSM14 homolog A
Exons: 7
Coding region: 91-1695 (534 amino acids)
Biological process (GO): cytoplasmic stress granule assembly; P-body assembly
Cellular component (GO): P-body
Molecular function (GO): mRNA binding
Source: RefSeq, a predicted model, not a curated record
CAUAUCGGUGUCAACUGGUGAGAUUCGUUAGAUGGUGUCGCGAAUCCUGUAAUAUCACGUCAAUCGCCGAGAGGAGGAAAAAGGUUCAAGAUGAGCGCUGGAAUGCCGGAGCUAGGCUCGAAGAUCAGCCUCAUAUCGAAGGCGGAUAUUCGAUAUGAAGGCCGGCUUUUCACCGUCGAUCCUCAAGAAUGCACGAUCGCUUUGGCCAAUGUGCGUUCCUUUGGAACCGAGGAUCGGGAGACACAAUUUCCAGUUGCUCCCCAAAAUCAGGUGUACGAGUACAUUUUGUUCCGUGGUUCAGAUAUAAAAGAUAUUCGAGUUGUUAAUAGCGUCAGCUCGAUUCCCAAUGAUCCAGCAAUUGUGCAGAUGACAGUACAACCCAGCAUGGGUCAGCAAUCGUACCAGCCACAACAUGGCUAUGGACACCCAAUGAUGGGUCAAAUGGGUCCAAUGGGUGGGCAGUAUGGUACACCAUAUGGUAUGACAAUGGGGGCAAUGGGACCUGUUAUGGGAAUGCCUACUGCUGGUAGGGAUCCUCGUGGACCCAUGAAUAAACAGCCAAGUGAGUUGAGCUUGGGUUCCACUGAAUCCAAAGCCAUCUCUGUCCCAAACUCUUUUAUGUCGGCCAACGUCGACUUAUUGCCAAAAGACCAAUCUCUGGAAGAUGGUGUACUUGAUCUGAUAAGUGGAGGUUCACGCUCCACGACGCCAAAUUCGUCCCUAUUGACAAGAAAAAGCCCGACCAUGGACCAAGGUAUUCAAGUGGGCCACCAGCAGCAGCAACAGCAGCAGCAACAACAACAACAGCAGCAACAACAACCACCUAAUACCAAUGUUGGGAAUAAAAUGAAUGAUAAGACUAACGUUAGGCCAGUUCACCCUCAGCAUCGCACUCGAGAAAGUCAUGGAACAGCACGAACCGGUGGUAACAUGAUGCAGUAUAACGAAGAACAUCGAGAUUCAAGCAAACAAGACGGUCAUAUGCAAGGUCAUCCUCAGGCUCCUCGUGGAGGUCCAGGUCGUGGAAAUCGUGGUGGUUGGGUUGUACGUGGAAAUGUUCGCGGUCGAGGACGAAACCGAUAUUUCAUAAAUGUCAAUCCAGCGGGUAAUGCUGGUACGAAGCCGAAAAAUACACUUAAAUUCGACAACGACUUUGACUUUGAGCAAGCUAACACGGAGUUCGAAGAACUGAGGUCUCAAUUAGCGAAGACGAAGAUCGACGGGGCGGAUAAUGAGAAGAAGGAUGAUAGCGGUAAUGAGACUGGUGCUGGGGAAGGAGAACCCGAGGAGGAGCCUGAAGUUGUUCACUACGACAAGACCAAAUCAUUCUUCGAUAACAUUAGCUGCGAAGCAGUCGAAAGAAGUAAAGGGAGAUCUCAACGCACUGAUUGGAAGACGGAGCGCAAACUGAACUCGGAAACGUUCGGCGUACCUUCUACUAGACGCGGGGGAUUCCGUGGCCGCGGGUACUACAACCGCGGAAUGGGCGGUAUGUAUCGCGGAGGCGGCGGAGGCGGAAGUGGCACCGGACCUUCCGGAAUCUACCGAGGCGGCUACCGAGGCAACAGGGGCUCCAACCGAAAACCCGGGAACCAAGGCUCGAACAGCAAUCCGACCAACCAGAAUCGCACGACCAACGAGCAGCCCUCGGCGCAAUCGCAGCAGGACAACCGCCUGAUAACGGAGACCGCGUAAGCGCCGGCCAGGAACCCGGCGACGCGCCACUAAUCCUAAGUAUUCGUUAGCCGAUAAGAUUUUACAAUACGCGCUCUGCCCCCUGGACUGAUAUGGAUUCGAGUUUUGGAAAUCGAUAAAUAGUGGUAACCUAACGGAUUAAUUUAGAGUACUUGCACGAACGUGGUGCGUUCACGAGGCGCUAGACUGACUAGCAGGCGCGAUUUGACGGCGGGCGAGGAAGGACUCCGUUGGCACCCAGGACUCUCGGGAGAGAGCCCGUUCUUUAAGCGGUACCGAGUACUACCUUUGGAUUAGAUCCUUCGACCGGAAGGAUCGUCUUUCGAACGUAAUUUCUAACGCCCUCGGCGAUCUCUCUCGCGGAACGUCAAGUCAAUUAACCCGGAGGGGGAAGUGCCGAGAACUCCGAGCCAGUAUUCCUCGCGCCGCGAGUCUCGAUCGGUCGGCCCGGCCGAUUUAUUCACGAGGAAGAUGUAUUUUCGAUGGACGCAUCGCGGUCGAUGGAACUUAGGGAAUGGGCCAGAAGUCUUCGUUUCGUCUAAAUCAAGAUAUGCACCGCCCAGUUUCGACGUGUGGGGUAGCGACUUCAAUCGGGGAGUUACCGUUAACGGCGUGAAUGCUGGACAUUUCGGAUCGCGGAGGGAUCGCAUCCGGGUGGCGGAAGUUACUGGGAUCAAUUUACGGCCGCGUCUGCAUGCGAAACUGGAGUGCACUGCGAAUUUUCACGAGGGUCGAGGCAUUCGGUAGGCCGUGAUUAACUAGGUGUCCGUCUUGCACGGCGUCGAAAUGAUACGCGAAGCUGCGCCAGAGAGCUUAUACGAGUAACGAGGAGGGUUAACGUUAGGAGUCCAAAUGGAUUAAGUCUAUCAUAGUUAAUACAGGUGAGUCUCGUGAUGAUCCGAUAUGUGCCGAUAAUAGGAGUCGCGCCUACGAAUUCCGAAUGAGAAAUAGUGCUCGAAAUGAGGAGACGAUACGACUAAAGAAUUGUAAAAUUAUUUCGAGAGUCGCGCGGGGGCUCACGUCGCUAGGGUCGCCUGCGAUCUCGCCGAGGACCAUCCGUGUAUCAUCGAACGCGGUGGAACGUCUCGGCUACUUCUAGGAGUAAGCAUCGAUUCCUUUGCUAGAAUUACUCGAAGAAAUUUCAAGUGGGAUGUAUAAGUGAGACGAGUCCGCGCGAACCGUAGCUCCAUUGUCAUUCGAGGGGCUCGAUAAUGCCUCGUUUCCAUAUACGCGGAAAGCACGCGGAAUCAACGCGUUAAACUUAAAGCAUUAGGCUGAUUGGUUAAGCCCUCUCGGGGCCAUUCCGCAUCGACUCCGCGUGCUUUCCGCGUAUAUGGAAAUGAGGCAUGAGGGCUGCCUAAACUCGGGAACUGGACCCUGUGCGAUUCAAGUUUCUAGUACAAGCUCGACCCCGCCACUGUUCAAUUGUUCGUCCACGUACGCUCGGUAUAAUUAUUCAGCCAGGUACACGUCCGAGCAAGGACGCGGACGAGAGAAGGCGAACAUACGAAUGUGGUCAAACGAUCGAAAUGCGAGAAACCUGCCAGGGAUCGUUCGACGCGCCAUCCGAGGCUGUCCGAAUGCCAUUCGCCAAGAUGUCCGUUUAUUGUCUCGAACAAUUCCAUUCAUUACCGCGUGCACGUCCGAGUAAAAGGCAUUCGUUCCGCCUCGCGUUUGCCUCGUACGAGUUCCCGUUCAGAUGUGUACUCGGCUUUUUUUUCGUUUCUUUCCUUUUCUUUUUUUCGGGUGGGGGGCGCUUCCGUUUGACACGGAAAUUUCUAAGCGUUUUGCCGCGCGUGCCCAGUGUGCGGAUGUGGUCGACUCGAAGAUUUGAAUAUUGCCUGGGCCGAAUUGCACGUCCGUCAUCGAAUUUUGGGGGCCCGCUCGAGCUCGAGGUUCUCUUAUGACAACCGUGCCCCUUGACCUCGAGGGAUGUUAGGCUGGGAGGGAGGAAUGAAAUGCAUCCUGUCGCCAGUAGAUUAGGACAAUAUAUUGCCAGGCGUAUUCCGAGAACAGCCAGAUACUUUAUAAUUAUUUAAGAUGAUGACCGUAUAUCUGCUAAGGCGAAAAGAAUUGUUUUACUUUUAUAUACUUACCAGAGGUUUUGAUUUUUCUAACUGGAACACGCGUAAUCGUUGUCUCCGGCCAUGGUGGAUAUUUCCGUAAAGAUUUCGCGCGGUGCACCGGUCUCGCAGCCAUCUUCGCGAGUUUAUGGUAUAUAUACUAUCGUCCAAUUACGAGCGCCAGGACGUUCCGUUCGAGGGGGGGUAGCUUUCCUCGGGGAAGAUCUUGCGGGAUGCGCAACGCGUAUGUAUUCGUCGUAUGUUAUUUCUCUUUCUUUUUUUUUUUUCUUUUUUUACGGGGGAGGGAACGGAACGUAAUACUGGUUCUUGUCAUUGGGUCGAAGGGCGCAAGACUGCUUGGAGGUACGGAAAGCGUGAGAUGGGUAUGGGGCUCCCUGGAGGAGCCGAUUCGGCGCUUUCGUAUCUCGAGGUCGUCGACGACGCCUUCUGGGCGUUUGUAUUUGCACGUUUGUAUUCGGAGGCGCGAGCCCUGGUGUACACACGGUCGCAGGGAAUCCGUGAAUGAUACUUAUCUCGAGGCAGACAUGAGCUAAUCGGAUGCACUGGGGAAGAACUGUACCGAGAGAAAGAUUGCUCGCGGCUGUUAUUUUUGUAUGGCUUUCUGCACACGGGGUCCUAUGCAUAGAAAUAUUAUUCGUACAGCUAGAGAUUCAGUUGGUCAUGUUACGAGGCGAGGAACCUCUCUAGGGUACGAGAUGAUACGAGGGUCGAAUCAAGAAAAUCGGGGUAAAGAAAAAGUGGAAGCACAAAAAAAAUAUAGUAUGGAGAAAAUAUAAGCUUUAAGUUUCAUCACGCAAUUAUGGACGGACUGGUAUACAACGCGCGCGCGGAAUAACGUGGGGUUGAUGGAGAAUACGAUGCUCGCGAUUUUCUGACAAAGGAUGUUUUGUUUUGUACAGCGGAUAUUGUGAUUCUCUCGAUGCUGAAUAAUACUGAGAUGAUGAAAUAA